Pseudozyma flocculosa PF-1 is the source of this 3033-nucleotide messenger RNA. RefSeq lists its product as uncharacterized. The transcript has 3 exons. Gene Ontology annotation, biological process: apoptotic process; negative regulation of toll-like receptor 9 signaling pathway. The record is from RefSeq and is a predicted model, not a curated record. Lineage: Eukaryota; Fungi; Basidiomycota; Ustilaginomycetes; Ustilaginales; Ustilaginaceae. The coding region runs from base 1 to 3033 and encodes 1010 amino acids.
AUGCAGCCAUCACCGAGCAGAUCCACCACCGCCCCUACCAUGCCCACCACCAUCGACGGCAGCGACGCCAAAAAGAUACCCCGAUACCCAGGCACUUCGACUUACUCGCCCCCCUCGUCGUCGCACGCCGCCUCGCCCGUCUCCUCGCCGCCAUCCUCGCCCACAGGCCCGCACAGGUCUCCGUUCCGCUCCCGCACCGCCUCCAUCGACGAUACCUACAGCGAUCACACCGGCAACUCGACCCUCAGGGGCCCCCACGCAGCCAACGACCCCCACCGCACCUCGCUCGGCACCAAGCUCCUCAACAAGCUCCACCUCAGAUCCAAGCACGACGCCCAAGCCGCGCAUCCCGCCCCGUCCGCCGCCGACGACGGCGAAGGCAACGUCGAGUCGCAGGACUACGAGCGCUUCCUCAAGGCAGCAGCGGUCAGGGAGGCCUUUCGCGACGCCAGAGAGUCGGUCAGCAGGGGCAAGCUCAAGAGCGCCUCGUCGACCCCCAAACGGCAUCCAUCCUCUCCCGACAAAAGAGGCCGCGACGACGACAAUGACAACGACGCCAGGACCGGCAGUCCGGCCACGCGUCACUUUCCUGGCGACCUCUAUUCCGACGAUGGCCGCCGAGCCUCGCCGGAGAGGAAAUUUGGCUUGCCUCGCAGCGCGUCUCACCGAUCCCAUCGUGCCGAUGGCCACAAACACGGCCACCCGCACAGCCACAGCCACGACGAGGACAAUGGCGACCGCACCUCGGUCAGCGGCAGCGAGGGCAGCUGCGAUGCCGUCUACGACACCGACAUCUCCGAGAGCGCCAGGCCCUCGCACGAGCCAGACACCGAAGAGCUGGCCGAGCGCGCCCUCGCCACGAUGCCCUUCCUCGAGGGUCGCUACUCGUUCGAGUCCGACCACUCGGACGACUCGAUGGACCUCAUGCUCGACGACGCCACCCACUACGACCUCAUCCGCCGCGCCGCCGCCGAGCAGGGCCACUCGCUCAACGACGUCACCCUCCGCGAGCUGGCCGUGCAGCAGCGCAACCGCAUGGGCGACCUCCUCUCCGAGCACGACUCGGCCAGCGGCGGCGCAAAUCAGGCCCUCCGCAAGCCCCUCAUCGAGCUCGAGGAGGUCGAGCUGGAGAAUUUCCUCAACAGCUUCGCCCGCCACACCCGCGAGGUCAAGGUGCCGGACGCCGAGGCCAGGCGCGCCAAGCGCAUGCCGCAGUGGUCAGACUUCCGUAUCCGCCCCGACGAUGGCCAGGUCCUGCAGGCCUCGGGCUCCAAGAAGCGGACCAAGCUGCUGGCCCGGGUCGACCGGGGCCUUCAGACGCUCAAGGGCGACAUCGAGGGCAACGGGGCGGGCGGGAGCGGAGCGCACGAGGCACCGGUGGGCCAUGCGGUCCAGGCCUCGGACAAGCUGGUCUCGACGCCCUCGGACGACUGCCGCCUGUUGCCGUCGCGUGAGAGGAGCUCGAUGACGCUGGCCUCGGGCCAAGCGACGCCGCAGAGCCUACAGACGGGAGACGACGAAGAAUACCUGGGCUCGUCGUCGAAGCCAAAGCGCAAGAAGCGCAAGCUGCCCGGGCGGUCCCUCCGCAUCGGCAGCCGACCCGCCUCGGACGCCGAAGCCGGCCACGACGGCCGCAAUGGUCGCAGCGGUGGUCACAAUGGCGGCGGCGACGACGACGACGACAACGACGAGGACUGGAACCUCAUCGUGCCCUCUGCGUCGCGCGAUGGGCUUGAGGAGAAGGCGUCGUCGGCGUCCGAGGUGCGCGUCAAUGCGCGCGACGAGCAGGUCGACGGCAUCGCCUUUUGCAUCGCCUACAUCCUCGCCCUCGUCGAAAAGAUUGCGCCCGAGGAGCUCGACUACAGCGUCGACCGCGGCUACCGGGAGGGCGUCAUCCGCUCCCACGUCGAGCGGCUCUACACGAUUGCGCCGUUCUGGGAGCAGCUCGGCUUCAAGGUGCGGCGCCUGUACCGGUGGGAGGACCCCAAGACGACGGCGACGGCCGCCAUGGUCUACUUUGUGCUGUGGUACAGCGACAUGAUCCCCUCGGCCUUUAUGCUGUCGCUCAUCUACGGCGUGCUGCGUUUCAAGUACUUUCCGCCGUCGGAGAGCUACCUGCACGACAAGGUGCGGCAGCGGAUGGCGCGCGGGCGGGCGGCCAACAAGCUGUCCGAGAAGCUGCGGCGGCAGUCGCGCCUCGACAUCCUCAACAUCUACAAGCGCUGGGCGCAGACGUACGGCGCGCCGAGCCAGGAGGCGCUGGGCCUGCUGGCCGACUGGCACGAAAAGGUCAAGAACCUCAUCCUCUGGCGCAACCCCAAGGCAUCGCAGCGCUCCGUCGCCCUCCUCAGCCUCAUCACCGUCUUCGUCACGUUUGCGCCCGCCCACUACGUCUUCAAGUCGCUCCUCUUCCUCGUCGGCAUCACCUUUUUCUGUUUGCUGCCGCUGCAAAGCUACUUUCCGACGCACCGCAAGGCGCUCUCGCCCGUGUGGUGGAUCCUGUUUGGAGCGCCCACCGACGCCCAGUUUGCAGUGCAGCUGCUGCGCAAGCGGCACCUGGAGCUCGACGAUGCGGGCAAAUGGGCCACGGCGUCGGACGUGCGCAAGGCCAACAAGGGCACCAAGUCGGCGGUGCGGCCCGACAAGCGCGAGGCGGGCGUGCCGCUCGAUCAGAUCCCCGCCGCCGCGCGCGGCGAAAACGACUACGUCGAGACGACGUCGACGACGGCGCUCAAGCCGCGCAAGCUCGGCAGCUUCUUCUGCCAGUACAAGGGCCUUCCUGGGCGGCUGCACAUCAACACCCGCUACCUCUACUUCACGCCGCUCCACAACGGCACCCAGAAGCGCGCCCACACGCCCCUCUCGGCCGUCGGCGGCCUGACAAAGACCAAGAACAUCCGCCUCUGGCUCUGGAGCAGCCUCGGCAUGAAGGUGGCCCGCACCAACGGCAAGCCCCCCAUCCUGUUUGCCAAUAUCCAGAACAGGGACGAGGCCUUCAACCUCAUCCUCGCCGUCUGCUCCAACAAGGCCUAG